UACCAUUAGUUGGGAGAGUUGUCACUCUCACCUCUGCCUGGAACAGCUCUAUGGCGUCUAAACAUGGCGCAAAAUUCCAAGCGAGAUGACGAUCGAAUAUGUCGGGUUCUUAUUCGAGCAGACGAUGAGAGGCUUUCCCCAGGGAAAUACUGGACCAGACAAGAGAAACGCCAAUGGGGCUGUGGGUUGUUUUGUGGGGGUGCCAUGUUAUAUGCCUGCCGUACUGUAAUGCCGCUGUGUGUCGUAUCAUUGGCCAAAGAAUUCAAAUGGAAUAAAACCGAAUCAGGAACAGUUUUAUCUUCCUUUUUCUGGGGUUAUACCAUGACCCAGUUCAUUGGAGGUUAUCUUAGUGACAGAGUUGGCGGCGAGAUUGUUGUGCCCAUGGCUGCAGCAUUUUGGUCAAUAAUUACAUUUUGGACCCCACAACUUGUAUAUAUCAGCAAAGAUAAACAAGUCACACUUAAUAUUUUAGUCUUAUCACGGGUUUUAUUGGGAAUCUUUCAAGGUUUUCACUAUCCCAGCUUCACCAGCAUCAUAUCAAGGAAAGUGAUCGAACAAGAGCGUUCAUUAACAUAUAGCUUUAUAUCAUCUGGUUCUUAUUUAGGUACUCUGUUCACUGGCAGCCUAGGAUCCCUUCUUUUAGACAAUUAUGGCUGGCACAGUGCAUUCUAUUUUACAGGAACAUGUGGCAUCAUCUGGCUCCUUCUGUUGCGGUAUUGCCUCAUUUCAAGAGAACAGGAUAAAUAUGUGGUUGUCUCCUUAGCUGAUAAUGUCGUUGCCCCAGGAAAGACAGUACCCAAAGAUUAUACCUCUGUCCCAUGGUUAACAUUGUCCACUAAACUAGCAUUUUGGUCCCUUAUUGUUGGUCACUUUUGUCAAAAUAAUGCAUUCUUUGUACUCUUAUCUUGGAUGCCAACAUAUUUCCAUGAAAGUUUUCCUUCAGCAAAGGGGUGGGUAUUUAAUGUGGUGCCAUGGGUAGUGACCAUUCCAAGCUCUAUAUUCAGUGGUUGGUUAGCAGAUGUCAUGAUAUGCAAAGGUUACACUGUGACAUUUGUCAGAAAAUUUAUGGAGACAGUAGCCUUGUGUGGAAGUGCUAUAUUUCUGAUGCUGAUCGGAUAUACAUCAAGUUUUGAAGCAUCCCUCUUCUGCCUAGCAUGUGCAGUUGCUUGCUGCGGUUUCCAUGGCAGCGGGAUAUUAAUAAACCCCCAGGACAUUGCUCCCAAACAUGCAGGAUCUGUUUUUGGCAUCAUGAACAUGGCAGGUGCAAUACCAGGUUUUGUAGGGGUUUACAUUGCUGGCAAUAUUCUGGAAGCGACAAAAAGUUGGGGAGCAGUUUUCAGCCAAACUGCUGUUGUAUGUAUUUUUGGUUGGAUUGUUUAUAUGGUUUUUGGCACCGGCAAAGUGAUAAUUUAAUCAAUGCAAAGUUAAUUUCAAGACAUUUUCUCCAAUAUAUCCUACAGUGAAAGACCUGUGGUUUAUACCAACAAAAUAUUGGGCGAUUUCUUAACUCCCUGCAAUGGCAAAAAUGUACUUAAAAAACAGCUAACAUUUUCUUAGGUCUUUUAACAUUCCUAACAGAACACUUCCUGUCUCUUCAAUAACCUCUACUUUCUCUGUUUCCUUAUUAAAUACAAAAACUUUUAGUAUUCUCAAAAAAAUCUCACU
Molecule: messenger RNA, 1665 nt
Organism: Octopus bimaculoides (California two-spot octopus)
Lineage: Eukaryota; Metazoa; Mollusca; Cephalopoda; Octopoda; Octopodidae
Product: voltage-gated purine nucleotide uniporter SLC17A9
Biological process (GO): transmembrane transport; ATP transport
Molecular function (GO): transmembrane transporter activity
Source: RefSeq, a predicted model, not a curated record